ACCGUGAUGGAACGACCGUAUAUUUUUGCACCGUGUGUGUUGUCCGUCGUGUUUCCGCCGUCGCUGGAUUAGCUGCCUUUUUUUUCUCGGCUACCUCGUCAAGUGCUGCUGCCGGUUUGGGUUGUUGUAAUCACUGUAUUGCCUCGCCUCACUUCUCACACACCCUUUUCACGACCGUCUUCACUAGACCGUGCGCCGUCGUCGUCAGUGUUGAUUCCCAUAAGUAAUCUGUAACACGGACGGGUUGCCGGAGGAGACGAUCCGUCGUCGUCGACGUCUUUGAACUGUGGAGGGUGUGUGUCUAGGGUGCGUGCGUGCUUGCGCGCUCUCAUAUGUGUGUGUGUCCGGUGCGGUGCGGGACCACAUGGGAGGCGGCGGAUGAAAAUCUAGUAACAGGCGUAAUAACACUGGUUUUUUUUCGGGCGGUUGCGGCGGCGGCUCGGAUGUCGUGUUCGUCCCUCUCUCCCUUGGACCAAGCAGGGAGUUCCGGAAUCGACGACGGGGUGCGAAUUUAAUUACCGAUAAUCCUUUUGGGUCGCAAUUGUUCUGUGACGGGGCCGCCGAACAGACUACUGGCUUGUUGUGCUCUCGAGAGUCGUCCUCUAACAAGGAAUUCGCGACUUAUCGCGUACAAGUGCCACCUUCCGAAAAAAGUGAUUGAGUUCUAAUUGGGUUUUGUACGGGGUAGAACUUUUGUGCUGAAACCCAAAAACGGAAUAUAGUGAACAGGGAUUAUUUUUUUGGGAGCUAUGCGUUGCUAGAAAACAAUGGCUACAAUUAUGUCCCAUCAGCUGCCAUUGAUUCCACUGCCGUUGAAGGCGACCACGGCAGUUGCUCUGGCCAAAACUACCGCCGGGUUGAUGAUGUCUGGGCUGCUAGGGAAGCAUCCGGGGGCGGAUAUCUACGAAAACGGAUCGAUGUCUUUGCCGACGGAUCGCAGCAGUCCGGAUAUGGUGAGCGAAGCUCGUUCCAGUCCGGAAUCGCUAAUGAUUAGCCAUAAGGAUCGUGACGAUGACCAGAUGAGUUGUUGUAGUGAAGACAGCGAACUUUCAGUAGGCCAGGAAGGGCUGGAAGAAAAUGAUAAAACUAUGAAUAGCGAUGAAAAACUUAGUAUUGCAAGUGCUAACUCACGGAUGGACAUUGAAAAGUUAAUCGAUAGACAUAGCAGUGUGGAUGCAGCGGAAGAUAUGAGCAACGAUUCUUCGAGAUACUCCAGCUCGAAGGACCUUCCGGAGGACUACCUAAAAAUUCCGGUUAUGAGACCGAGUCCCACAAGAUUGCAUGAAGAGUUCCUGAGGAACUCGCAGCUCUAUGCAGAGGAGUUGAUGCGGCAGCAGAUGCAAAUAGUAGCUGCAGCACGAGGAAUUAAUUUAAGUCCUAAACCCCUUGAGUCUACGCUAGGUCUUGUGUCAAGACUGCAAGACAAUCGUAGCCCCGGUAGACUCGGUCUACCGGAAGACCCCCAUAAGCUAGGAUUCCGGCCUCACAUCAGAGGAGUCGGUGAUCUCUACCCUGAUCAAAACCGAUGGUCAGACGAACGCUCCGUUCGCUCACCUCCUGAAACCUCUUCCUUUCGCGGGAUUCACUCUCACCUCAGUGCAAUAUCCCAAAUUACUCAAAACCUCAAUAGUGACAUCAGCAAACUCACGUCCCGAGCGAGUUUGACCUCCCGCGAAAGUUCUGAAUCCCCACCACAGGGACCAGCUCAUUUACUCCAGCUCCAGCACAACAUGGCCCUCAACGAUCAGAACCUUAAGUUCAGCAUAGACAACAUUCUGAAGGCGGAUUUCGGCCGCCGGAUUACCGAACCGCUAAGCCGCAGUGGGAAAAGUUACUCGAGAAAGCCGUCGGCAGCGUGCGGCGAAAAACCAUCUGCUGCCCCGAUCUCGUCGGCGGCGAUCGAUUUAACCGAAAAAGGUGGUGGCGGCAGUGUUGCCAGCCGCCAAUCUAGUUCUAGCAGUGCCAGUGGUAGUGAAGUUGAAGUGCCCAUGUCUCCGUCGCAAUCGUCCACCAGUUCCAGCAGCAAGGUUGCCACCGAAGGAACCUCCGGAACUGGUGGAAGUGGCGGAUCUUCGACCAGCAGUGGCAGCGGAGGACCGAUGGUGUGGCCAGCCUGGGUCUACUGUACCCGGUACAGCGAUCGUCCCAGUUCAGGUGAGUUCCGGGAAACGGAAAAUUGGGCCUCAAGAGACCGCGAUGAUGACGAACGCGAGGCAAUGACGAACUCGGAGAGAAGAGAAUUCCGCCUCGAGUACGAUUGGGGUUACGGGAAUGAGGGGGAAAGGAAGUUUCCGUUUGAAUUUCAAAACAACUGCAGAAGGGAAGACGAUUAG
Messenger RNA from Uranotaenia lowii, 2333 nucleotides. Its product is annotated as homeobox protein invected-like. Gene Ontology annotation, biological process: regulation of transcription by RNA polymerase II; neuron differentiation. Gene Ontology annotation, molecular function: RNA polymerase II cis-regulatory region sequence-specific DNA binding; DNA-binding transcription factor activity, RNA polymerase II-specific. The transcript has a single exon. Gene Ontology annotation, cellular component: nucleus. The coding region runs from base 768 to 2333 and encodes 521 amino acids. The record is from RefSeq and is a predicted model, not a curated record. Lineage: Eukaryota; Metazoa; Arthropoda; Insecta; Diptera; Culicidae.